CCUUGGUUCAACCGCGACUUACCCCGGAACUCAGUCCUGUCUUAUUCUCUUCUCAUGUCUGCAGGUGAAAGCUCUGAAAAAUUGAGCUCCCAGCGGAUGUUUCACACAAUCAUAUACGACUCGCUAGGACGAUGAUGCUGCAAUUCCGACCUGUGGGUCGCUUAUUUGGGCAUCUCUUUAGCUUCGGCCAUCAGCAACGCUCCUUUCAGUCAGUGCAGAAGCUCUUGCAACAUCGCGUAUGUGAUACCGACGCCGACCACCACAGCAAUGCGCAAAGCAUUGCAGGGGCCCCGUGGGCAAAUAACGGAGAUAAUCCAGCCCAGACAAUUGGAGGUCUUGGAAGUGUGAAACCAACAACAUGUGUGGAGGGCCAGAAACCAUCUGGUGCCGACGAGAACACUUCCACUUCUCGCACUGCAGGGGAGACUUUGCAACUCUUCAUCAAGACUGCCUAUAAAACCUCAUUUAAGUCAAAGCAUGUUGAACGCGCGUAUGCGCGAUUAUCCAGAGACAUUCCAGCUGCAGCACAGGCAAUUGCCGGGCUUAAGCCCAAGUCCCAACGUCGUUCGAUUGAAAUACUUUGCGACUUGUGCAACGACGUGAAGACCUGGCCGACAUUACAAGUGGCUUUGGAAAUGUUCACCAGUGGGUCUUGGUACGAUGUCCUGGGAGGCUUGCACACAUCUCGGGUCGUCAAAGACAUCCAGUACUAUCACUUGACCACCCCACUGCCAUUCCACGAAUUUCCAAGCGAUUACUGGGUUGACUUGGAGCCAGACCAUUUUGUCCGUUAUGUAGCGCGAUAUGUGGUUACUAAUGCAACUAUACACUCUGAGCUCAGCAGUAUUUACCGAGAUAUGGACACCACUCAGGAAUGCAAAGAAACCUCCAUGUUGCAUCAGUGCAGAACCACCAUGGAGGUCGGCGACAGGACAUAUCGAGGAUUCGGAGAAGGUCAAUCCGCAUCAAAAGCGGAGCAAGCUGCUUCACUAGAUGUGAUUUCCCAGAUAUAUUGCUCGGGUCAAUUACGGCGUUGGUUCUACCCAGAAACCCCAUCGUCAAACCUUGAUUAUGAUGGGGAAUUGCUAUUGAGGCGGCCAGGGUGUAUCGUCUAUGACUGUGCGGCAUAUCUCGGCUUAACCCCGAGGUUCGAACAUAGCAUCAUCAAAACACUACAAUCGGGGCAGGAAAUAUCGCUGUACCGUGUUAGUAUCAAAUUGGAUGAGUUAAGCCUUGAGCGUACAGCUGUUUCCGAGAGAGGCUGGGCAUUCGCAGAGACGCUCGCAGCCUCGUCGAUCAACCAGGUCUUAAUGGAACGUGCUCGGACUCCAAACUUCCUCUUAAGCAGUCGGAAGAAGCGAAAUAUUACAUUGAAUACUCAGAACGCAAAGGAUUUCAUUCUGCAUUAUCUUUAUUCGAAAGAAAUACCCAGCCUCGGUACACAUGGAGGUUGGUCGAGACUUUUUCCUGGCCUUAAGAGCGGAGCUACCGUGAUCAACGGUCAAACCGUUGGUGAGAAAGUUUGGUUAUACUCGGACCGGAAAGACGUCGAGGCAUGCGCCUAUCUGACUGCCGCGACCGAAAUCACCAACUACGAUCCGGAAUUUCUUCAAGAGCUGCCCAACACAUAUCUCGACUUGAACAGUGUUUUCAAAGAGAACAAGUUCAAAUAUUUAAAGUCUCGGGAAUCGACCUUUUUGGAUGAUAAAGACUAUCCUGUAUCGUAUGAUGGUCAGAGCCAUGGCCGCAAACAAGAGGAGACACAUGAUGGUAAUGUAGACGGCGCUUCGUCAGUCAAGGCGGGCGCUACGACUACCGCGUCCGAUACAUGUCCUAGGCUGACGCAAGUUGGCCUGAACGUCGAUUGUUCUUCACUUCAACUCAUGCAGAAGCCACUGCCGCACUCGAAAUGCACUGGUCCGUCGUGGAAGGCUGGGGCUUCCCAAAAGGUAUAUCAGGAUACAGUACGCAGCCAAACAAUUCGUCUCUCUCCGCUUUCCGAAAAGGCUCAAUUGGACCGCAACUUGCAACUCAUGAGCUAUCAGUUGAAUUUAUAUACAAAUCCGAUGCGGCAAUCACUCCGCGUCCGUAAGGAGUCUUUACCAAUAAGCCGGUACGCAGAGCGGCUUGUGGACAUAAUUUCAAAGCACCAAGUCUCCUUCGUUAAAGCCCCGACCGGUAGCGGCAAGACAACCCAGGUACCGCAGAUCAUACUUGAGAACGCCAUCACCGAGGGAAAAGGUUCAUCAUGCAAUGUGAUAUGCGUGCAACCACAACCAGCGCUCCAUGUUCCAGUCAUAGCUCGACGGGUGGCUUUCGAGCGCGGCGAAGAGUUAGGACAGACGGUCGGUUACUACGUUCGUGACGACGAUCGUCGACCACAGUAUGGCGGCAGUAUCAGUUACUACAGCGCAAUGGUGCUUCUGGAACAACUCAGGGACGAUCCUGCAUCCAUCUUUGAUACGGCCUCUCACAUUAUUAUUGAUGGCAAUGACAUUUAUGGGCGCGACACUUUCACGGACUUGCUGCUCAUUGUUCUUAAAAAUACUCUCCAUAAACGUUGUGAUCAAGGCAUGAAUUUACCGAAAAUCAUAGUGAUGGGUGAGAUAUUUAACACAGAUACCUUCACAAAGUAUUUCUAUGGAGAAGCGAAUAAGCCCAAUGCGUGUGGCAUCCUUGACAUUCCCAGCCAGCCGGCUCCAGUCACUGAAACUUAUCUGGACAAGACCUUGGCUCAACUGCGGAGAUCGUAUGGAUCACAGUUCGAUGCUUUGUUAUUCCAUGAUAAAGGCUUCAAGAAAUUGAUGGAAUUAGACUUCGCUGCGUCGCACCUCAAGGGUCCUGCGGAGAUACGGAUUGCUGCCGAAUCUCAGGUGCAGCUGCAAGGAUGGCAAUCAUUCGAUGAAGGAUGCGUAUCCGCAUCGCUUGUGGCCGCCACUAUCGCCCACAUCUGUAUAACAACUCGCAAUGGGGCAAUACUUGUCUGGCUUCCCAGAUCUGCGCCCAUUCCAAAGAUACUGGGUAUACUACGCCGUCGCGAAGGCGUCUUUGGGACCAAUUUCAUUAAUAAAAGCAAAUUCCAGUUUGACGUGUUCGAUUCCUCACAAAUGAGAACACCUGAGGGCAUGAAAGCGCCUCCAGUACAACCGGGAUGUAGAAGAAUCAUUCUCAUGACCAAACCAGCUAAGCAAAGCAUGGUUCAUGACGCAAAGCACAUUGUUGACUGUGGACUAAAAUGGCAGUCUCAAUACGACGAACGCAUAUCCACGAACAGAUUGCAGACGGUCUGGAUUAGUAAAUCUGCUGCUCGACAACGAGUGUGUUGCAUUGGGAACAUACAAAAUGGCUCCUACUAUGGUCUGUUCUCCGAAGAAAGGCACAGAUUGAUGCGAGACUACGAGCUACCAGAGGUUCUGCGAGUGGACCUUCAACAUACCUGUCUUUUGGUUAAAGCACAAGGUAUGAAAGGAAAGAUCCGCGAGCUUCUUGCAGCCGCAAUCGAACCACCUGCUCCGGAGGCUGUAAACGACACAAUCGGGCAUCUCGUGGCUAUUGAGGCACUGACUGCAGAUGAAGAACUGACCGCCCUCGGUAGCAUCUUGGCAACACUUUCUUUCUCACCGGCAGAGGGGAAACUAGUGCUUCUGGGCAUCAUCUUCAAAUGCCUUGAUCCUAUUCUUACCAUGUGCGCUGCCACGAGGGAGACAAAGUUUUUUCGGUAUCCACUUGGACAAGUAGGAUCAGCCGACACAGUCCGUGUCUCUUAUGCUCGUGGACACGACAGCGAUCAGCUUGCCGUCUUAGAGGCGUUCAACGACUUGUGGCGACUCAAUGAUGGUUCAGAAAUGGGGAAUCUGGCCAUACACGAUCAGGCUGCAAGACGAUAUCUGCAUGAUGAUGUUUUCUUCAGAAUGAUGAAAACGAAGACCUCUAUAUAUCAGGAUCUUGAGAAGGCGGGUCUCGUGCCUCUGUCAGAUGACGUAUCAGGUCUAACGAUCGGCGGCCCAUCACUCAACCGGAAUUCAAACAGUGAAGCUCUGAUCAAAGCGCUAUUACUUGCCAGUCUUAACAGCCGCCUUGCUUUCAAUGUUCCUUUGUGGAAGAACAGUUUACGUAUUCGAGGCAGCCCAUCACUUGUCGAGAUGGACCGCGACUCGGUGAACUAUCCAUCGUCAAAAUUCCCAAAAGGAACGUUGUUUGUGUAUAGAAGAUUGGUGAGAAGCGUUACCAGCGAUAUAACGACGGUCGAAAGCACGACGAAGAUAGACGCUCUUGCGGCAGUGCUAUUCGGUGGUUCGGUGGAAAGCGAGGGAGGAACGCAAAACAUCAGAAAAGAUGGCUGGCUCCAGUUCAACGUGAAGAAAAACGACAGCCCAGGCGGCCCGGCUCCCACAGGACAGUCCCGGGAAUCCAGCGACGCCACGAAAACUAUACUUGACUUCAAGGCUCGCCUCGAUGAAAUGAUCCAGGACGCAUACCAGUCGCUCGCCCGAGCAUCAGACACCGAGAGCCUGGACAGACCGGUAGGUCUUCCAGAGGACCCUGCUAGGGAGGCCCUGGUAGAGAGAGUUGUAGAACUUCUCUCAAGUCGUCAAGUCUAGGUAGGGCUUGGCCGAUAACUUUGUGAUGGUAAAUUCGGAACGACAGCUGGCGGUGGUACUGUAUGUUUAAUAAACAUAGGGCUAAGCCGCCUGGGAAGCCGCUGCGAUUGUAAGCGCAAGACGGGGUUUGAAGUGUAAACGAACACCUGUACAAGUCCAUGUAAAUUAACUAUGAUGCAAUGCCAAUGUAAAUGGAGUUUGAAUAAAAAUACAAGGACG
Messenger RNA from Truncatella angustata, 4820 nucleotides. RefSeq lists its product as uncharacterized. NCBI's taxonomy places the organism in Eukaryota, Fungi, Ascomycota, Sordariomycetes, Amphisphaeriales, Sporocadaceae. Gene Ontology annotation, cellular component: nucleus; intracellular anatomical structure. The coding region runs from base 132 to 4601 and encodes 1489 amino acids. The record is from RefSeq and is a predicted model, not a curated record. Gene Ontology annotation, molecular function: RNA binding. The transcript is spliced from 2 exons.